Molecule: messenger RNA, 672 nt
Organism: Trypanosoma conorhini
Lineage: Eukaryota; Euglenozoa; Kinetoplastea; Trypanosomatida; Trypanosomatidae
Exons: 1
Coding region: 1-672 (223 amino acids)
Source: RefSeq, a predicted model, not a curated record
AUGAGCUCGCUGGGCCAGGGACGGUCGCUGCUGUCCACCCCUUUUCUCCUCGACACGAGGGAGUUUGUCACAGACAAGUGCACCCUUCGACAGCUGACGCACUUUGCCCAUGCGCAUCGCCUCGGGAGUCCCUUGUGGCUUAGCUGGGACUUGGCGGCAGGACUUGGGCUCACGCUGAGGUACAUGCAGAGCCCGUUAAGCAUUUGGUCCCCACUGAUGGGCGAAAGCUUUCUCCCUCUAACGAAGUCUUCACGUUUUGCAGACGCCAUCACUAGACAAUAUCCGGUAAAACAGACAUUAAAUUUUUCAAAUCGCCCCUCCACAGCUGCUUUGGCGAAGCAACAGAUUCUGGUUCUGUCAGCUGCAGCAAGCCCUGAUGGGAAUCCGCGGUGGUACGGCGCUCCUGAGUCGAUAAGACAUCUCUUUGUUUUGCCGGCGAAAUCUUCGCCUUCAAACUGCCACACAUUACGACAAGGGAACGAGUUUCCUUUACUUGGGCUCUGGAUUUCCGCGGUGCUCCUCUCGCGCAUGACGGUUGCUCCCGAAUCGACACUGUUGGUUCACACCCCACCUAGUUGUAUGUGCGUGGUGAACGCUGACCAAUUAUACCCAAGCAGUUUUUUGGCCGAAAAAGAGCUCGAGUGUAUACUGCGGCGGUCUAGUGGCACGUAA